Symbiodinium sp. CCMP2456 is the source of this 3204-nucleotide messenger RNA. The record is from the annotation of a GenBank genome assembly. Lineage: Eukaryota; Dinophyceae; Suessiales; Symbiodiniaceae.
AUGCAAGAUCGCCUUCUUUCCAUCGCGUCUGGAUUUCGGGAAGAGUCCUUCAAGGAACCUGGAGACGAUUUUGCCAAGUUUUUAUCGACCUUGCCGAACAAGGAAUGGAUACCGUUUGGAGACGAGGCACCAGCGCCACGCCAGGGGGUGUUCGGAGCACCAAGCGACAAUGUGCUUUUCUAUUUGAAGCCAUGCCAGAUGCCCGUGUGUGGUUCGCUGAGUUGGAGAGCUGAUCCUCACCAUGAGAAGGAGCUGGCUUUUCUCAAGAAGGAUAGUCAGCACGAAGUUCGGAUCAACAAGCAACUCUCAACGCUGUGGAGUGCCCGCGAGCUGCUCGCCUUCGCUGAGAGCAGAUCUGCCGAGUUCGACAUCGCCAAUGUGAUCACGAACUUGCACCGGGUUGCCAAGUCUGCAGAUCGCUGGCAGGUGAAGAGGGACCCACGGUUGAAGGACCUUUUCCGGAGAGCGGUCGAGGCCGUGACCUCACAUGACCGUGCGUCUGUCCGAGACAUAGCCAAGAUCCAAUGGGCCAUCGGACGCCUGCAGUUCCGAGAUGUCGCGGUUGAAGCAGGGCUGGCGGAUGCAAUACUGUCUCGUUUACAUCAAUUUGAACCUCAAGGCCUUUCCAAUAUCAUUUGGAGCUUUGGCUUUGUACCGCCAUCGGCACACUUAUUGCAGGGACUCCUGGAUGCAUUCUCUGCGAAGGUGGUUGAAAGCGAUCCGCAGGCACUCAGCAACGUUGUUUGGUCUCUUGCAAGGCUCUCCUGCCGUACGCCACUUCUGCACAGUGUCUCCCGGGUUGCAGUGGCAAAGCUCGAUGCAUUCGAUCCCCAGGGGCUUGCCAAUAUUGCUUGGUCCUUUGCAACGCUCCAGCACUCUGAUCCCACCUUGUUCUCCGGAAUCUGCGAAGCAUUUUCCUUUGGUGGUGCUGGCUGGGAGCCGCAAAAUGUGUCUAACUUGAUAUGGUCCUGUGCGAGGAUUCAGUUCUCUUCAGAACCUCUGUUGGAUACAGCGGUAAGAGAGGCGACAUCAACGAUUGAUGGUUGGAGCUGCCAGGGUGUUGCGAACCUUCUGUGGGGCUUUGCAAAGCUUGCGUCCGCGAAGGCAGAUCUCUUUGACAAGGGGGCACAGGUAGUGAAGCAGAAGUUGCGAAGGUUCUCCCCACAGAACUCAGCGAGCGUUGUUUGGGCUUUUGCCAAGCUGUCCCUGCUCACACGAGACCUGCUCGACCUGGUUGCAUCUGACGUCACGCUGAAGCAGGCGGAAUUCAGUCCGCAGCACGCAUCUUCCGUGAUGUGGGCAUGUGGGACUUCCAGCCAUUACCAUGCAAAGCUCUUGACGGUCCUCAGCAACAAAGCCUCGGAGAUGUCCGAGUUCAAUUGUCAAGACUUGUCGAAUUUCGCGUGGUCUUGUGCCAAGCUGCUCUGGGCAGAUGCUCCGCUCUUGGAAGCCCUGGCUGCGGAUGUUUGUGAGAAAACCCGAAGCUUUCCUGCCCAGAACCUCGCCAUGACGGUCUGGUCGUUUGGAUGCCUCAGCUUCCGGAGGGAGCCCAUGAUGGUGGCUUUGAUGGGUCACCUGCCCAGCCUGCUCGGGGAGCUGGGACCCCAGGGCUUGGCGAACGUGGCCAUGGGCUGUGCCAAGCUGGUCUUCAAGAGCCGGGUCUUGGAGGAUCUUGCAGCCGUGGCUGCGGCAAACAUGAAGAGCUUCAGCAACCAGGAGUUCUCGAUGCUUCUUUGGUCCAUGGCGAAGUUGGCCUUGAAGGACACAGACUUCAUCCAAGAGUCCGUGGCGGAAACGAAGGCGCGGAGGGAGCUCCUGAAUCCGCAAGAUCUCGCCGUCUUGGCCUGGGCCUUUGCUCAUCUCGAGGGCAGCGAGUCGCACGAGAUUCUCGAUGCCCUCGCUUGGGAGAUGACGAAGAACGUCAUUGAUUUUUCGCCCCAAGAUUUAUCAAACAUCUCAUGGGCCUACGCUACAGCCUGCCUUGAACAUGCCGUGAUGAUGAGCGCGAUCUCGAUGGAAGCGCUGCGGAAGAUGGGGAGCUUUCAAGCGCAGGACCUGUCGAACUUGUGCUGGGCUUUUGCCAAGCUCGGUCUGACCGACGAGGGCCUUUUCGAUGCCCUGGCCAGCGCAGUGCAGGAGCGAAUCGAAACGCUGCUCCCUCAGAACCUCUCGAUGGUGGCCUGGUCUUUUGCCAAACUCGGCCUGCUGAACGAGGACAUGAUGGCUGCCAUCGCCCGGGAAGUGCUGCGGAAAAUCGAGGACUUGGACGGCCAGGCCACCGCCAACCUCGUCUGGUCUUGGGCCGUGCUAGGCCUGCGUCACAGCUGGCUCCUAGAACCUUUGAUGCAUAGGGCAUCGGUGCUCAUGGCAAGCUUGAACGGCCUUGAGAUCUCCAACGUGGCCUGGGGCCUGAGCCUCCUUGGCCUCCUAGGGCCAGAGCUCCGAAAGCCCUGGCUCCAGCGUGCCGCCGGCUGCUUUCUGGAGACCUCGGCUUCGGGAGCCGCCUGGGUGGACUUCGCCAACGUCUGCAAGGAACCCAUGGAAGCCCCGAUGGCCGCAGAGGUGGAGGGACGCUUCCGCGAGCGGUUCCUGGAGCCGGUUUUGGAGAUUCUGCUGGGCCUCCAGAGGGCGGAGGUCUCGCCGGAGAACUUCGAGUCUCAGGCGACCAAGUUGGGGCUCCGGAACUUGGGUCCAACAUACAGCGUGGAAGCCUUGCAAGCACUCGGCUUUCUAGAUUCGGCGCCCGACCACGGCUGGGUUCGCGAGGCGCGGUGGCAAUGUCGGAGCGUGCUGCGAGAAUGGCAGAUCCCCGGUGUGCACAGCAUCGUCGCGUAUGCGAAGUGGAAGGUCCUGCAUCCGAGCGGCGUUGAGUGCGUGCUCCCCGGACGGGUCUUCGUCUCUGAGCCGACUGAGUCGGAGGAAGAGCUGGGGACUUGGCUCAAGGCUUUUGCAGCUUGCGGGCGAUUUGCGGAGAGGAUGGCCUUGCUCACGCUGUUACGCUCCAUGUCUUCGACACUGGAGCGGCAGCAGCUUGCUGAUUUCGACGGCAGUGUCAAGAUGUACCUCAGCCAUGUACCGUCGCUCUGCACUCUUGGCAUGCUUUGCCAACUGCUGAGCCGCUGCCCACGACUCUCCGUGCGCUUUGCCUUCGACGAUGCCUGGAGGAGCUUUUGUGGCCUCCCGCGCUUCGAUUCACAUCCGUGA